Ceutorhynchus assimilis (cabbage seed weevil) is the source of this 5096-nucleotide messenger RNA. The record is from the annotation of a GenBank genome assembly. NCBI's taxonomy places the organism in Eukaryota, Metazoa, Arthropoda, Insecta, Coleoptera, Curculionidae.
CUUUUCCAGCAGAUUACAAGUUCCUGAUAUAAAAUAUCAUUCUAUUUUGAUGUGGAGAUUAAUUAUGUGUUUUGCCAGGUUGCAAUUAAUAAUGUUAGAGUUUCUUUUCAAAAGCUAAAAAGUUUUAUAGACUAGUAAAGUACUUACAAGUUGGCAACCCUGGACAGAGGCAGAAAUGUCAAAGUAAAUGUAAACAAAACAGUUUUGUGAGGUUAGAUUUCCACUGCUUUGGCAUUUGGUAGGACAAUUUUUUUAAUUUUUAAAUAAUUUCCUUAAAAAACUCCAUGGUUGUAUAUUAAAAAUGAGCUCCAAAGAAAAAGACGGUAAAACGUUCAAUGCCCGGUUAAAGGAUUUUUUCAAAAAGCCGCUAGGUAACCCCGGUGGAAAACACGAGUUUACCCUGUCUCAAGAGGUUAUCAGAGACCUAAGUAGAGAGUCACCCUUGCAAACUAGACUGAAAACCCUCAAAGAUUUGUGCAGCGUUAAUGUUGUUGAAAAACUAUGGAGUUGCACCGAAGACCUAUACUCAAAAGACCACACAGAAGCCAGACACCAACUCUUCUUUUUCAUGCAAUGCCUAGUAAAAGGCCAAACCGAAAGACUAACCCUAAUGAGGGCCCAAUUCUUCAGACUAAUAAAACACCACGACCAUCCCGAAGACAUCGGCCAAAAGCUCGACUUACUAAUAGCCCUAACCUCAAAUGGCAAAGUGGUGCUAUUUUUUGAAGAGGAAAUUGGCAGGUUUUUGCUCAACUGGCUGCCAGAGAUUUCGCAAGUUGGCAAAAUCGAAGAUUAUCUAAUGAUGAUUGACAAUGUUAUUCACUAUAAUGCCGCUUACCUGGACGAAGAAAUCAUCAAUGGAUUUAUUGAGCAUAUUUGUUUAUUGUGCAGCCCCACCAGUCAAAGUACGACUAUAAAAUUGUGCCUGCAAACAAUGUCCAGCAUUGUAGCUUACAGCAACAUGUCGCCGGACUCUUUGCCGAAGUUUAUUGGAGCCCUUUGCAGGACUGUUAUCGAUCAGAAAUAUUGCCAGCGAAGCUGGCAGGCUUUAAAAGGAAAUCAUCCUGCUGUUGCUUAUGAAGUAGCUUUGGCCAUUCAGCAACUCAUUAAUAGACAUGGAUUGGUUUUAAUGGACUCGUCUUGGUCAGUUAUAAUAAGAAUAAUUUCAAAUAUUCUUUGCAUAGCAAAUACAGAACCAAAUCCGCACAAUAUAGACUUGAAAUCAAUUAUAAUGAGUUCAAUGAAUACAAUCGAAAACUACAUAGAGUUGGGCCAGUAUAACGGACACAUUGGAAGCUACUAUAAGUUGUUAGAAGAGUGUGCAAUUGACAGGCCAGACGAAAGCAUCCUGAAACUCCUCGAACAUUUAUCUAAACAUUUAAAUCCUUGUGAUCAUUUAUGGUUGAACCAACUCAACAAUUUGUUUGUAGUGUUUUUCAGAAGCGAAAUGCGCCCUGUGAUUCGUUUAAAAGUCUUACAAAUACUUACAGAUAUAUUUAAAUUGAACAAAGAACAAUACGAGGAAGAUAUAAUUGAUAAAAUCGUUAUUGUACAUACAAGUCUUGUUGUAAACGACCACGACAUGCUUGUGAAAACUUCCGUUAUCAAAAUGCUUGUAGAAAUGUGUAUGUUUUGCGAAUCCAAACGUUGCCUAGAGCUUUUGGACAUAUUAGAAAGAUUUCUCAAUCGUCCUUUUGAUAAUGCUUGUCCGGAAUCAGACUAUCAAGACAUUAUUUGUUUGGCAACAGGCCUAACAGCUUUAUUUGUAAAAAAAAUCUACAAGUUACCUUCAGCCCACGCUUUAAGGAUUUACACGAUGCUUUUGACGUUUUUGGAAAAGCAUUAUAGCAUGCCUGUUUUGUUCCAAGAUUGUCCACAAAUAAGAUACACUAAUGAAAAAGAUUGGGAAAUUUUAAAUUUGGUUUUAAGUGGGAUACCAAAGGGGCUUCAAAAUAAGUCUUUGGUGAUUGGCAAGGGCAAUAAUGAGCUUGAUUUGCUUGUUAGUGUACUUUGUUCAAUGGUAUCCGACAAACAGCUUAAUCUUCCAGAAUCUUUAAAUGUAAAAAUAAACAAAGCAGACUUUCAUUCAAAUAUUUCUUUGGUACUGGUUAAUUUAUCCUCGUACCACUCCUACCUGGACAAUCCUAGCCAAACAAAAAUGAUUAGAUGUAUAAUGAAAUGCAUACAGAGUGCUCCAAAAAGCUCAAAACCUAGUAUUUCUGCUUUGACAAUUUGUACUCUUGAAAUGAAAGAUGUUAUGGUUAAAAUAUUGCCCGAAGUUUUAUUGAAUUUGUCGAAAAUGUCGCCUACUAAUCAUGUAGCUGUUCCAGUACUGGAAUUUCUUUCAACCAUGACUCAGCUACCGACAAUUUUCGCCAACUUUGUAGCUGACCAAUACAUGGCAGUUUUUGCUGUAGCCUUGCCUUAUAGCAACCCCUUCAGAUUCAACCACUACAUUGUAUCGUUGGCCCAUCAUGUGAUUGCAGUUUGGUUUUUGAAAUGUCGUCUAACAUUUCGCAGGGAUUUUGUUAGGUUUAUUACUAAUGGUCUGAAAACCAAUCUUCAACCCAAUGAGGAAACGUUUUUCGGAAAGCUGGAUUUGACCAGUAUUAAUCAAGAUAGUUCUGACAGGAAACGGUCUUCGAGUUUGACUGAACAGGGUUCCAGAAGACGUGACGAACGCACUUUACCCGUAAGAAUGGACAAAGGCGUAAUAAUGAAAAAGGGCCAACCUCCCAACAAACAACUGAGCAUGUUUUACGAAGAAUUGCCAGGGGCAGAAUUCCUCUUAAAUGAAGGCCAAUCAAAAACCUGGCUAGUAGGAAAUAAAUUGGUCACAGUAACGACCAGUGGUUGCUCUCAAAAAGUAAUGAGGCAAGGCCUUUGCGACAAAUGCUGGAUUAUGUGCAACACCAAAACAGACAAAAAGUUUCUUACUACAGGCAGCACUAGCACUGAAACCAGCCGACAAAAUUCUUCAAAUUCAGUCAAUUCGCCUCAAGAAGAAACCGCCAAACUUGUAGAAGAAUCAGUCGCUAAUCGUUUACAAGAAACUUUUAAAAAAGAAGAAAUAAAAGAAGAAAACUACACUUGCGCCUGUUGGUGUCAAGGUUGGGCAGAAGUUUACAUUAGAAAACCAACAGGCGAUGUUUCUUGGAUAAUGCGCAUCCAAAACGAUAUCGCAUUUACUCACGAAACAUAUGAGUUUCCUUUAAAUGAUGUAUCUACAUUGUACGGGCCCAAUGAGGAACCUCAAAGGCCUGUUUUAGUAAGACAAGAUACUUUUGACAGCAAUAAUGAUGAGGAGGCAAGUGUAGACACUCCUAAGCCUACAACGUCCCGACAAAACUCUCAAGACAGCAUUGAAGAGGAAAAUGAAGAAAUUGUUUACGAAGAUGGAACUAAAGCAAGGAAUCCUGUUAGAAGAUCCAAUUCUAGUCCAGAAAUGUCUGCAAAUUGGAAAAAUCCCUUUCACAAACUGGGCUCGUCUUCGUCUGCCUCAUCAGAAAGCGACAACACCGAAGACAAAAAACCAAAAUUGUAUUCAAUGGACAUGCGCGUUAGUUGCGAAGCAAUCCCUGAAGAAAUCGCUGGGACAAGUCCGCCCCAAGCGGAACAUCCUUCGCUGAUUAGUUAUCACAGUUUUCCAGGUUCUAGUGAACCGCAUAUUUUGCCCAAGCUUUAUCAAACGGUGCCGCCUUCGCCAGCGAUUCAAACGGAGUUUCAGCAAAGGCCUACUAGUUUGGGUAGUUUGCAACCGUUGGCGGGCAAACCACCUCAAAGUCCUACUCAGACUAGUCCCAGAUUGUCGAGACAUAAUAACAAAGGUGGUCAAGAACUUCAAAAAAGUUCCUCCUCCUCAAUAGUUCUAGACCGAAACAGCCAUUUAACUCAAGCCAGAGAGAGAGCCAAAGAACGCAAAAUAAGUGGCAGUACAGAACGAUUAUCGUCCCUAGACCCUAAUCAACCUUUGGCCAGACGUGAAAGAGGCCACACCAUAUCGGUAAUGCCUAUCCGAUCCAGGCCCAGAUCCGAGCCUAUCAAGCCCUUACCAAGAAGCGGAGUAAAUCCUAGUUUUGUAUUUUUGCAACUUUACCAUUCAGCAUAUUUUACCGAUUACAACAGAUACGAAAAACCCUUAAUUGUAGGCACCAGCGAUGUGGUUAACAGAUCUAUAAACUUGUUAGACAAAGUGCCUCCAUAUGAAAUGCACAAAGUUGGAGUAAUUUAUAUACGAGAAGGCCAAGUUAAUAAUGAAGCUGAGAUUUUGAGAAACAGCUUUGGUUCUUUGAGGUAUAUUGAGUUUUUGCAAAAACUUGGCAGUUUGGUUAAAAUAGCUGAUACCGAGCCUCAAUUAUUAGGCGGUUUAGAUGAAAAUGGCAACGACGGAAAGUUCACUUAUUUGUGGAAAGACGACGUUGUAAGAGUCACUUUCCAUGUAGCUACCUUAAUGCCAAAUAAAGACUCAGAUCCGAAUUGUAACAACAAAAAAAUGCAUAUAGGUAAUGACUAUGUGAUUAUUGUAUACAAUGAAAGCAAAGAAGAAUUUGACAUGAAAACAAUCAAAAGCCAAUUCAAUUUUGCCUCAAUCAUCAUCCAACCUUUGGAUCAUGGCAUUAACAAAGUAAUAAUGAAGAUUAAAGAUGUAUUAAAAGAUUUAGCAGUAGUUGGAAACGAUCCUAAAAUUGUCUCAGACCAAAACGUUGCCAUUUUGGCUAGACAAUUGGCAAUACAUGCGAAUUUGGCAUCACUGGUUGCUACUUCAUUGAAACAGAGUCCCAGCGAUCCUUAUGCCUCCACUUGGCUGGAACGUUUGAGGCAGAUUAAGAAGGUGAGGAAGAAGGUGCUGGACGAGCAAAAGAAUGAGGAGCAAAACAAUUAUCCGACUGAGGAGGUUAAGAGUAAAAAACCUAUUGAGGAUUUUACUGAGUAUUCUUAAGUUUAAUGUUUAUAGAAUACUUAUAUUAAUAAAUAAUAAAAUUUGAAUGUAUUGCGUUUGUAGAUGAUUUAAUUGACUUCAAUUGGAGCCUAAUUAUGUUAGGAUCGGAUUGAAAUUAACAAAGUUGUGAGGCAAAAUGUGAAUUGAUGUCAUUCAA